Struthio camelus australis is the source of this 3908-nucleotide messenger RNA. The record is from RefSeq and is a predicted model, not a curated record. Lineage: Eukaryota; Metazoa; Chordata; Aves; Struthioniformes; Struthionidae.
GAGCGUCCGACCUUUGUGACACCCUUUCCUGGUGGUUCCCUCUGCGCUUUCCCGCAGAGGGCAGGAGGCCUAGAGGUGCUGAAAUUACAAAGGUUUGAAGAAAAGUGUAGUUGGAGGAGAGAGUGAUGCUCCUGGCAGGCUAACUAAACAAAUGAGCAGCUGUUUAGCAUUCACAAGGGGUACAACAGAGCUGGAAUACAUACUCUGAAUUGAUGGGGGAGGCAGGAGAAUAAUCAGCUUGGAAAUCACAGUGGGGAUGAAAACUAUGGCUUUCGUUGUGGAAAAGCCUGCUCAUUCUGUCAAACACGAAUAUGGGUUGCUGAUACUUAGAAAAGCUAUUGAAGAAAUGGGUGAAAUGGGCCAUGGAACAUUUACAGCUCAUAGGAUUAGUAAUGUAGAAAAUCUAGUGGUUCCUAUGAGACAUGGUCUUUGCAGCCAGAGGUACAAACCUAUUGACUAUAAACAUCUAUAUGAACUUGCCACUGAAGAAAAAAAGGCAUCUACUAAAAUUCAGUUAAAGGUUAAAAAAAUGGAACAAGUUUCAAAAAUUAACAAAGAGCAAGCACUGCUGAAACAGCAUCAGCAAGUGUGGUGGCAAGAGCAUAAAAGACUAAGUGAGAAUAGACAAAAAGCAGAAGCAGAAAUACAGACUUUUCUUGAUGAAGGAAGCCAUAAGUAUGACUUUUUUUUGGACAUGUGGAACACGGCACAUAGAUUAUCAGAGGAGCGGGAAACAUACCAAACAAAUACUGUAGUUCCUAUCUGGCAACUAAGAGAGAAUUUGAAAUUCAGGCUGUCUGAAACGCAGUAUUGCCCCUCAGAAGAAUCUUGUCCGAAAUAUAAGUUCGAUCCAGUUGAGGUGUUACAGCAGAUAGACUUUGUGAAGAAAGAACAGAAAGCAAUUUUGGAAUUCCUUAAUCUUGAAAGUCUGACUUUGGAAGAAGAGCUUGAAGAAGCUAAAACAAAAGCAUUAGCACAAUCUUUUGAAGAGAAAAAUGGACUUUUCCAUAAAGUUCCUUCAGCACUACUGUCUUUGGAAUGCCCCUGUCCUAAUUUGAAGACCUUAGUUAUCGAUGAAUACCGUAAGCUUGCAAGUGAAUACUGGUCUAAGCUUCAGGAGAUUGAUCAACAAUUAAAUGGCAUAUAUAGGAACAUCAACUGGAAAGAAGACGAUCAGUGGGUUUAUCAGACUGUUAUCAAUCAGUAUCCAAGUGAUCUUCAGAGAAGGAGGACUUUGUACCUCGAUGUGUUGCAGAGAUAUCUUCCUCAUAAAUCUAGGCAUGAUCUGGUUGUUUAUGAGAAAGCUUGGGAUCGUUAUCGUUUCACUAGGAAUCAACGCAAACUUUUGAUAUUAAGUUGGACCCAGGCUAGGAAAGCCUUUUUACUUAAGGCAAUGACAGCUGUUGCUGAAGCCUCUGCUGCUCAUGAGAUGGAAGUAGUAUUGGGUAAUACCAGACGAAAGCAACAGGAGCUCUGCGCUGAUCUGAAAGCAAAGGUUCUACAGUGGAGAGCGCAACAGGAGGAGGCUGCUAAACUAGCAGCUGCUAUAGCUACCAGAAGAAAGCAAAAGAAAGAUGAAAAAGAAAGGCUACAGAAAGAACAGGAGAUGAUUCGUAGAGCACAGGAGAAAGAAAAAGUGAAAAAAUAUUGGGCUGAGAAACAACUCAAGCAGCAAGAACAGGAAGAGAAAUAUAUAGAGCGUAUGGAAGAAUUAAGAAAAUUAAUGGCUGAACAAGCAAUUAAAGGCAGAGAAAGGGUAAAGUUUAGACAAGCAUUGUUAGAAAAGCGAUUGCUGGAGAAAAAGGAACUGGCCCUUCAAGAAACACAUGAAGCAGAAGAAAGAGAGAAGUGCCUUGAAGCACUCCGACAACAGGUUGCUGUUGUUGCAAAACUAGAUCCAGCUAGAGCAGUGUCUGAUACAGUGGCAUCUAAAGCUCGGAUGGGUGUUGGAACUGAAGAAGAAUUUGUUCUUCAAAAGCCACUAUUUAAAUUGCAUACAUACAAUGAACAACAGAUCAUUUCAGACCCUAGGCUUCGUGUUGAGCUAGCUCUUCGAGAAGCUGGACUUCAUAAAACACUUUACGCAAAAGAGAUUUUACCAAAAAUUCCUCCGCUGAAGCUUCCAAGAAGAGAUAUGGAAUCUACAGCUUUUAAAAUGUAGAGGACGUCUCACCUAUCGAGAGCUGAGAGGAUCCUGGGGUACGGUCUUGGCUCUUCUGUGAAAACUUGUAAUAAACUUUCCAUAGGCUGUUUCAUGGAACUACUGUUUCUGCACUCAUCUUAAAAAAAACCGUUUGCGUUUCCUGUGCGGCGCUCAGCGCACCAUUUUACACUCCCCCACAAUCCUGAGCAAAGCUUCAUAAUGCCGUAUUCUUUAGGAACACAAUAUACUGAAAUUGUAAUUUAAUGGUCUCAAGUCGAAUCGAACCCCUUCAACAAAGCUACUGGAAGACUGGGCGUGGAGGGAGCCCCUGUCAAGAUUUAUACACGGUUUAUUCCGAGGUUUUUUCCUAGCAAUGUUUUCCACAGCCCUGCUCUGGAUCGGGUGGAGCUGGUGUUUUAUGAGGGCCGGGGGCUGCCAAUUCCUGAGGCUCGCCUCCUUACUCCUUGGAGCUACGUGGCCAGAAGACGUUUGCCCAAGAAAUCCUAUCACCCCGUUCGCUGCCGUGGUGGAGGUUCGGUGGAGGGUCUGUGGGCUCAGGCUGUUGUGGUAUAACGCUGCAGAACUUGCAGUGUCCUUUUCCACUGGAAGGCAGGACAUCUGUGCAUGAAAGACUCCCACAGAAAUUACAGCCAAUCUGAUAAAUAACGUUUUGAGUAGGCGCUCUGUUUGUUUUGUAAUUGGCAACAUAAAUCCAAAAUAACUUUGCAGAAUGGUCAUUUUAGAUUAUGUUAUGGUAUACAAAUGCAUCCCAUAUAACUUUCAUUCCAGGUUGCUUGAGAAUUUUAUUUUUUUAAUUAUAAAAUCCUCAUUAUCAUGAAUGCUUCUAUUAUUCCUUGAUUAUUAUAAGAAGAAACUUAACCUUUGUCUAUAUUUAGAAACCAAUUUGUUGCAUCAUGUUUACUGCAAACCAAUCACUCAAACAAUUUCAUACUGCAAAUUAGUCUUUCAGAAUAAACUAUAAAAUCAGAAAUAGCAUUUCAGCUCUGGGAUCUUUAUUUUGCAGCUGAAAACCACUGAAUAUGAUUCAAUUAAAUGAAAGGAAAAUUGAUGUCAUUUUAUUUUGUAACUGAUUACGUUUCAAGCCCUGCAUAAGAGGAGUGUAAAAUGGAUGUAAACAAGAUAAAUUUAGCAGUUUAACCACAAAUUUCUAAGGGCAAUAAAUAACAGAAGGAUCUGAACAUCCAUGUUAGUGUAUCUAGGUAAUGAUAGGAACUUCGUUAGUGGGAUAUCGCGAUGUGUUGUCUUGGUCGUUGGAUCACGUACGUGAACUGUCCUGCGAGGCAGGCGGCGCCUCCUCGUUACCUGGUGGAGAGCCUGGGGAUGGGGCAGGUGGUGGCCCUCUCUCUGCUCUGCCAACGGAGCCUUUAGUGCAGGCACGGCACGCGCCAGGAGGGACGUUUUACUGCUAGCCGUUAUAUACCACCUUCUUAAAUGGCUGGACAAAGCGCCCCGAGCUGCCGACACGCGCAGCCCUUUGCCCCACGUGCCGGCCAGCAGCGUCCAGCGAUGUGAGUUUUUCACAGCUCAUGCUGAUGGCAACGUUGAUAACGAUUUUUCGGCUGAGGUCUGAUCCGAGCGAGUGUCUCUGAGUGUCUGGGGAGGGAGGGUGACGCUGGCCUGCGUGUUUGAGGGCACAAACUCAUAAGCGGACGGAGAAGGCAAGAAGGGUGCCAGACAGACCAAGGGGAGAACCUGUGUAACAGACUGGAGAGCAAGGGAAGUUCAAGACCAAGAAAGUGGAGAU